AUGUUAUUACCAACCCUUUCGUUCUUAUUGAUCUUCGUCACAGCUUGUCCACCGCCCCUUAACAGCUUCAAAUAUCUAGCCAAUGAUACCCACACAACAUCACAGAUGAUCUCCAGCCUACUUCUAUCUAGAGACGAGUCUUCUUCACUAAGUCGCAGAUGGACUGAGAUUGUGACUAUGACCGGACAGCCCCGUACAGUGUGGCCCGAUGGGCUGGUCCGAUACUGUUACGAAGACGAAAAUGCCCGUAACAACUUCAAGGACGACAUUGACGCAGCCUGGAAACUCUGGGUGGAUAAGAUCGGAGAACCCGGUUGCCCAAGCGGUCACAUACUCCAUUUCAGGGAGUACAGAGUCAAAGAAGGAGUGUGGCCUUACUGCUACAACAAACGCGAAAAAGAUGACGACCCCUGGGUCUGGAACAAGCACGUCAAGAACGACAUCGCCGUUGUUGCUGAAUCCAAAGAUACCGAAACCCAAGCUUCCUCAGUCACAGGUUACAUACCAAAAGACUGGAGUGACGAGCAAGGUCGCCAUGGCAUCCAUCUCGGUCUCACAUUCAAGCAAAAAUACCCACCAGACUAUUGGAUCACAACCGUGGCCCACGAACUAGGCCACCUAUUCGGAUUCUGGCACGAGCACCAACGCGAAGACCGCAACGACUACGUCCACUUCGACUGUUCCAGACUGCGGGAUUAUGCCGCUGCGAAAGCGAAGGUCGAAGCAGCCAAGGAACAUACCAUGGAACAAGUCUGCGCCGACUACCGUCUAGCCCUCCAAUACGACUUCCCCGCUGUCCAAGACUACGAUACUAUUGACCAUAUCGCUCCUCUCCACCAAGGAGGUAUUGAGUUACCAUUGUAUAUCAACAACGACCUAGAGUUUGACGACGAAUCUAUCAUGCUGUAUACCUCUGCCGAGUUCGCAAACGAUGGAGCAGAUACAGACGACGUCUUACAAGUGCCACUGGCGUUCUGGAAAAACCGUGGUAUCGGCUUCGAUCGACCAAGCGAAGUCAAGAAAGAAGACCUAGAGAUCAUCGACGUGCGAUGGAAAGUCAGUGACGGAGAUGCAGACGGCGUUCGCCAUCUCUACCCUUAUGUCGAAUCGGACCAGGAGAUGGAGAAGAGAAACCAACCUGGCCGCCGUACUUGGAUAGAGUGGACGUCUGAGGUUAAUAGUAUGCUAUGAAUGAUCUAAUACCGAGGAGAAGUAUUAUGUAUUACAAAGAUAUGUAAAUGGCGAUACGUUCGUUCGGUCAACGAACAGCGCCAUAUCCGCGUAAAAGAGGAGUAGCAAGAUCUUGAGUGGGGUAUAUAGCGAACCGAAUGAAUCCAACCGGCUCAAUACGUCGCCGCGCAAGAUCGUCCAGUCCAUCGUGUACCGCAACGCCGGAGAUCCAGAGUCCAAAAUCCAAAACCCAAAAGGGGCGCGUAGUCCUAUAUAUCGUACAUAAUGUUACAGCGUAUUACAACAGGUUUGCGAGCGGAAGGGGGCUCGGCUCGUAACUGGAUCCAGAAUAACGCCUCGCUGAAAAAAGAAGGCCCAGAUCCCGUAGUAGUGAUGGUGUUACGUAUAUUACAGAUGACAUGUUCUCGUAAAACACGUCUCAGUCGCGUCCAUCGGUGAAGUUAACGCGUGCAGCUC
Alternaria rosae is the source of this 1647-nucleotide messenger RNA. RefSeq lists its product as uncharacterized. Gene Ontology annotation, biological process: proteolysis. The coding region runs from base 1 to 1191 and encodes 396 amino acids. The transcript is spliced from 2 exons. Gene Ontology annotation, molecular function: zinc ion binding; metalloendopeptidase activity. The record is from RefSeq and is a predicted model, not a curated record. NCBI's taxonomy places the organism in Eukaryota, Fungi, Ascomycota, Dothideomycetes, Pleosporales, Pleosporaceae.